Molecule: messenger RNA, 605 nt
Organism: Drosophila biarmipes
Lineage: Eukaryota; Metazoa; Arthropoda; Insecta; Diptera; Drosophilidae
Exons: 2
Coding region: 99-488 (129 amino acids)
Source: RefSeq, a predicted model, not a curated record
AUUGUGAAAUUCAUAAACUUUUGAAAAAUAAAAUAUGUCGCGACAAACCAUUCAGGACGCUGUAAAUAAAAAAAGUGAAUGUGUAAAGCUUAUAGAAAAUGAAAAAGGCAGGAGUGAUGUGUGGAAGUUUUUCGUUUGUUUAUUAUAAUGGCAAUAUCGUCGAUUUUGUGUGCUGCCGGAGCUGCCAAAUAGUCCCUUUCCGGUAUAGCCAAGAGCGCUCUCGUCGAUUCGGCUUCUAUAUCUUCAAUCGACUUGAAAUAGCCAGAAAUCACACGGAGCCAAAUCAGGAGAAUACGGUGAUUGCGGAACGAUAUACGUCGAAUUCUUGGCGAAAUGGUCACGAAAAGUGCAGUGUGCGACGGUACAUUAUCGUAACGCAUAACGCUCAAAUAAUAUUCCUUAUUAACUGUUUGGCCAGGUGGAAGGAAUCCAUAGAGCACCACACCACGAAAAUUGAAAUAAACUGUCAUCAUAACCUUAAUUUUUAACGACUUUGACGUGCCCUCCUCGGUCUGGCCUCGCCUUUAGCAUGAUAUUCGCAUGAUUGGUCAGUUGUUUCAGUAUCAUAAGCAUAAAUCCAAGUCUCAUCGCCCAAGAUUAUGCAU